Scatophagus argus is the source of this 4871-nucleotide messenger RNA. It is a transcript of the gene synpo2lb, whose product is annotated as synaptopodin 2-like b. The coding region runs from base 194 to 3949 and encodes 1251 amino acids. The record is from RefSeq and is a predicted model, not a curated record. The transcript has 5 exons. NCBI's taxonomy places the organism in Eukaryota, Metazoa, Chordata, Actinopteri, Scatophagidae. Gene Ontology annotation, molecular function: actin binding. Gene Ontology annotation, biological process: positive regulation of actin filament bundle assembly. Gene Ontology annotation, cellular component: actin cytoskeleton; Z disc; nucleus.
AGUGCCCACCCUCCGACACAGCAUUCCAGUGUAAGCGGAUGAAAGCCAGCCACCCCCUGGCUCCUCAUGGGUGGAGUGAUUUGCUGUGGUCAAGGAGAGGAGUGGGAGACAGGAGCCUCACGCUCACUCAUUGAUUCUCGCAGCGUGUGAGGAGCUGAAGAAGGGCAGAGCAGGCUGUGAGCUGGGAGCAGGGAUGGUAGCAGAGGAGAUUGUGGUCUCCCUCUCAGGAGGAGCCCCGUGGGGCUUCAGGCUGCAAGGAGGAGCAGAGCAGCAAAAACCUCUGCAGGUGGCCAAGGUACGCAGGCGCAGCAAAGCGUGCAGAGCUGGACUGAAGGAGUACGACGAGCUGGUUGCCAUUGGCCACCAUGUGUGUGCGGAGCUCAGUCAUGCAGAGGCCAUGAGCCUCAUAGAUGCACAGAACACAACGCUGAACCUGCGGGUUAAAAGGACCCCUUCUGGAUUCCUCUCCUCAUCUCACUCCAGUCGCUCUGCGUCUCCCCGCUCCUCCAUAAGGGUCCUGUCUCCCCCUGCGGCGCCCUUGCCCUCCCAUCGUACCUCCAUCCUCUCCCCCACUGGGAUACCCAGGGGCAUCACUUCCCCUUCAGAUAGUGAGGCUUACUAUGGAGAGACCGACAGCGACGCGGACACACAGUCGCUCACACACCGUCGCCAACGACGCACACCUCCUCACGCACGCUCACCUGCGCGCUAUGACAACCAAGAGGAGGAGACCUCAGAGAUGAGCGGAUAUGAGAGUGCAACAGAUGCAGGAGUUUCCACAGAGGGCCAGUGGGAGGGUCAGUGUCUUGCCGGUGUCCCUCGCAGAGAGCUCAUCUACCAGCCCCCCCAGACUGAGUGGACCACUCCAGAACACACUCCUCACACCCUGACCCCUCACUCACUCACACCGACCCCUGAUCAGGGGUUGGUCGAAGCGGAGGGAGAAGGAGACAGUGGCUUCCAGGAGGCCGGGGGCUGCAUCGGGUUGGCCUGCCCACCUCUUGUGUCUCCUGAACGGGCUAAAGAGGCUCUGAUGUUGGGCUCUGGUAAACAACUGGUGCCCAUGGUGGGACCACAGCAGACCCCAGUCAGCGAUGACCUCUCCAGAACCUACAUGGACAAAGCACGGCAAGCCACUCAUUUAUUCUGGUCUGCCUUUCUUUCCUCUCCCUGUCUUGCAGAGUUGCAGCGUGGGGAGAGUUUGGUGGAGAAACAAGUGAAAGAAGCGCGUACCAAAUGCCGCUCUAUUGCUUCUUUGCUGACUGAUGCUCCCAACCCCAACUCGAAAGGGGUGCUUAUGUUCAAGAAACGCCGGCAGAGGGCCAAGAAGUACACGCUGACCUGCUUCGGCAAAGCUGAGGGAGAAAGAGGAGGGGACACAGAAGGAGAGACAGGAGGGGAGACAGAGGAGGAAGGAGGAAGUUCCAUCCUAAGUGGCUCAGAGGUUGAUGAAGGGGGAUUCUCAGCAUCGUUUGACCCUACGUGGGAUACUGGUUAUCUAGACGUGUUGGACAGGAGAAGUUCUGCCUGCCCGUCAACCACACCAACUACUCCAUCAACCCCAACAGCCAAUCACACAGGGCUGGACAUCUCAGCCUAUCAGACUCCUGGACUCGUGACCUCUGUCAACCAAAGCCCAGGGUUGGAGGUCUCAGGGCUGGAGAGCUCAGCCAAUCAGCGCUUGAUGCUGGAGAGCAACAUCACAAAGCAGUCAAUCAGUAACCAACCAGUACACAUGUCUCCUCCAGCUGUGGCUCUGACCAAUGGUGGGUCAGUAGCUGUUAGUCAGGCUAGUGUUGUUCUGAGCCCACCCUCCCAGAUACCCCUUACAAGUCUAAAUGGGCAGCAUGGCGACCCUAACCGUAAUUUUAGUCCCAGCCCAAUCACAGACUCAGAUUAUCACCUGAACACCAACUUCAGUCCUAAUCAAGGAGUACUGAACCGUACUGCAAGGCCCUUCACACCAGGGUCCACCCCUUCUCGUGCAUCUGUGACCUCUGUGAUGUUUCGCCCUCCCCAACCCAAACCCACAGCCAUGACCAUGGUGAACAAACCCGUGGCAGCCGUUUCCAUGGUGACUAUCCAACCAACUCGCCAUCCGUCAGGAUCAGAUGCAAAGAGAGCGGUGUCUAGCACCUCUCUGUACAUCCCUCCAAGAAAUAACAACAGCAACACCCCCCCCUCUGUUAACUCCCCCCCCUCUGCUCUCUCACCCCCCUCCUCUUAUUCUUCUGCACCUUUCUGCCAGCCUGCCACAAAUCCAGGGACGUUUUCCCCUCAGCCCGCAGUGUAUGCUUCUCCUUCCGCCCCUUUCUCUCCUUCUGCAGCUCAAAGUACCCUGGGUUGUCCAUCACCUGCUCAACCCUUUUCCCCUCCAGCUCCACAGCCAUUUCCUUCCCAUCCUGCUUCUGCAUAUCCUCCUCCGUCCACCUGCAUUUCUUCCUCUCCGCUCUCCCCACCACAUCCUUCUGCACUGACCCAGGUCUCCUUCCACGUUCAGCCAACCCCUCCUCCUCCUUCUCCUCCUCCUCCCACCCAACCGUCUCCAUCUCCAUCUGUCCACCCCAUCAUCAACAUGACAAGUGCAGUGACUCCUGGCCCCCAUACUGCCAUCGCAACUGCAUCACUUCCCCAGCCUUCUGCCACAGAUUCCCUGGGAACACGUGAGCAGCGUAUUGCUGUCCCUGCUGUCCGCACCGGCAUCCUGCAUGAUGCCCAUCGUCGUUCCAACAAAAAGCCAAUGUUCUCUGCAGUCCAGAAAAAAGAUGUUUCUCCAAAUCCAGACUUGAUGUCAAUGGUCCAGAACAUGGAUGAUCACUUUGGGAGACCCACAGGUGCUGAACCUGGAGCUGCACCCAGUGGAGAAACUGGACAUGAGUCAGGGCCUGAGGAGGACUGGCUGAGGCUGGGGGCAGAGGCCUGUAACUUCAUGCAGGCUCAACGGGGACCCAGGCCACCUCCUGUGGCUCCCAAACCGCAAGCCCCUCAGGUGCCACAGCUGGCAGGUAAAGGAGGUCAGCUGUUUGCCCGCAGGCAGAACAGAAUGGAUCGGUAUGUUGUGGAGCGAGCUCCCUCAGUUGCUGCAGCACCUUACUCUCCCGCCCAAACAAGGGAGCCCUCGCCCACACCUUCUCUUCCUGCAACCUGGAAAUACUCAUCCAACAUCCGUGCUCCUCCUCCGAUCAGCUACAAUCCCCUCCUCUCUCCCUCCUGCCCUCCAAAGGCCCAGAAGAAGCCUGAGGUGGUUAAGCCUGGGCCAGCUGGAUCUAAAGCGCAGAAAGGAGGCAACAAGUCUGUGGACAUUAUGAGCCACCAGCCCUACCAGCUCAACUCUUCCCUGUUCAGCUACGGAGGCGGGGUUCCCCAAGACUCCUCCGCCUAUCAGCAGCAGCAGCAGCAGCAGCAGCGAGGAAUGACAACUGGUCCUCAGAAAACAGCACGAGUGUAUGAGGUAAAGCGCUUCUCCACUCCUCCGCCAACAGCCACAGGGCCUGCCCUUAAGGUUAUUGUACCUCGAUCAGCUACGACACUUGGAGAACCACUGUGGCGCUCAGAUGUCACAUCUCCCCCACCCGUACUUAGCCCUGCCUCCUACCAGCCCUAUCAGCCUCAACUCCAGCUUUCCCAACCCCAGUGGGGCACCUCCCCUCUGUCUCCCCCGCCUCCUCCAGCACCUACUGCUCCACUCCCUCAACUCCCCACCUUCUCCUCUGCUCCUACUCCAAAUCCAGUCCAAUCCCCUACUUUCUCCCACCUUCAGCCCUCCAACGGUGCACAGGCCAAGAGGCAGUUUAAGAGUGCCCCAGAUCUUAGCCCCCUGGGCCCCGCUGGUGCCUCUCGGCCGGCGUCCAGCAGCACUCAACCUACACGUGUCCCCAGGCCCAGGUUCAGCACUUCCAACCUGGGUUUGCAGCCUUGCGUCUGGCGCCCUGGAUCCACUAUGCACUGAAGAAAAUAAACCAUGGCUCUCUGGGAACAUGGAGCAGCAUUUUUUAAGUCCAUGUGUUUUUAAUAUUGUUAUAUUGUAGUAUUGUAUCAAACUGUAUUACAGCAUUUAGUUUUGUUUUUCAAGUCUGCAGCUUGGGGUUUUAUCAGCCACAUUUUGUCACUGUUUGGAUGAUCCACCCAUGAAUCACAUUUUAUCACCCACAUUUAAUCUUGUUGAAUCAUUUAUCCAAUGCAUUGAGUUAUAGUUAAAUGGAACACUGUUGCAUGGGAAAUGUAGUGUGGAAACCUGAGAAAAGUAAAUAAAAAAUUGAGCUCAAGUAAGACUGAAAAGGACAGAAAGACAUGCUGGGGAAAACUUGCACUGAAUGAUGAAGAUUUAAGUUUGAACAUAAAACAUAAGAACAGAGGAUGUGAAAAGACAAGCGCGUUGUGAGAGAGACGUGGCCGAGUAUGGGAAAAAGAUGACAAGAAGGAAAGCACAGGGGACACUGAUGAAGUGACAUAAUAGCAAUAAUGUUUGAUGAGGUGUAAAAGAUGCAGACUGGACUCAUAACUUCACAGUCUGUGGACACCCUACAGUACCUGUUGCCAUCCAGCAAUAUCAUAUUAAAGAAGCUGAUAACUAACAAAUCCGAAGUACCUACUACUGCUGUAAUUCCCCUUAUUAUGUAUGUAUUUUAGGUAUUCAUGUUUGAUUAUUCUGAGUGUGUUUUUUAGUUGCACUCUCUGUGUGCUUUGUUUUCUGUAGUUUUUCACAGGGCGAGGAGCACAGCUGCCAUAAAGGAAAGGAAACCUUUUACAGUAGACCCGAUUUUUUGAUCUGUUGAUAUGAAACAGGAGAGGUACAACAUGUCUGUUUAGCUGUGAUUCUUGUCCGCAGAGACUGAGAGACUGAAUAAAAAUAGACAUGAGUCACAUCAGCU